Clonostachys rhizophaga is the source of this 582-nucleotide messenger RNA. The record is from the annotation of a GenBank genome assembly. Lineage: Eukaryota; Fungi; Ascomycota; Sordariomycetes; Hypocreales; Bionectriaceae.
AUGGGACUUGGAAAGACUCUUAUUAUGAUCGGUGCUAUUAUGGCAAAUCAUCGAAACGAUCUGAAGCGUCUCCUAGAUGGUAAGGACCGCUGGCUUGAGCACCUGCGGCAGAAUGGUUAUCAGGCCCCGGACAUUCCGGAAGGUGAAAAUAUCUUUGAGGAUAUUAAAUGGAGCUAUGCUAUAACGGAGGAAGACUGGAUCAAGUUUGACCUACCCAUCUUCCGCCCGAGCAUUAUACAAACUCCAGUCAAUUGCAUCUCUGACGUUAGGGUUAGGGUUAGGGGGAUGCUGCGUCCUGACUACAAACGGGCCUCCGGGGAGGUCGAUGUGCCUACUGCCAUCGGCACGGAGGAGGUUCACAUCAUCGCGCAAAAGGAUAAGGUCGGGGGGGCUACGUUCUUCUUUGAGAUGAGCAAGCCACACCCAGCCCUCCCAACCCCGAAGUGUCCGAUCUUCUAUACAGAGUAUGCGAUGGCCACGAACCCGAUCUUCACACGUGUCAUGCGACACGCACACGACAUUGUGCUUAUCGGCGGACGCCGACUCUGCAUCUACACCGAUACGCCCUGGAUCCAACAGUAA